AAGGCUGAGUAUUAUUUUAAUUAAAUCUAGAAUGAGUAAAUCACUACACGGAGCACAACAAAAAAGAGAGAAGACUAUCUUUCCCGCUGACUUCUUUCAAGGAUCCAGAACAAGUGACCCUGGCAAGAAGUAUCACAUACCUAGAGUUAGCAUGGGUAAAGAUCGCUGCACUGUUCAUCGAAAUUUGAUGUAUUCACCAAAGAAAGAGGUUCUCCAAUCAGAAUCCACCUCUGAUAUUUCCAGAGAAAGCAUAAGUGAAGAGAAUAUAAAACUGCCAGAGAUCAGAAGGAAAUUUGAUGGAGAGAAAUUAGUAGAAUUUAAAUUCCCAUACCAAAAGGAUAAAGGCCAGAAGGUUCAAAAGAGUUUCAAAAGUACCCAGAGGGAAAAUAGUAUUUCUAGAAGCGUCAUUGUCAAACAAGCUGAUGAUAUCUCACCUGUCUCUCACAGCACGAGCUUAGAUUGAGCAGUCCUUCAGAGAGAUAACAACCUUCCUAGUAUUCGCGGAAGAGAGAAAAGAGUCUCUUCUUCCAGAAUCAAUUAUAGAUGAAUUCCAGAGGGAUCGAGAGCUUCCUUGAAGGGAAAGAUUGAAGAUGGAUAUUCAUCUUACUGCCCUAAAACAGAGAUCAAGGUAGGAGGAAAAGGACUGAUGAUUGGUAAGAGUAAGGACUUGACAAAAAUGAACCUAUCCAAGGAAAAGCUAGCAGGUUUGAAAUCUCACCCAAAACUACAAUUGUCAAAAGCAGAUUCAUCAGACAGCGAAGCUGAGAGAAUGUUCGAUCUGAUCAAUGAAAAUGCAUUCGAGGAGCUAUGUGAGCUCACCAAGGAUGACAAUCCCUUUGAUUCUAUCCUACCUUCUGAGCAAGAUUUGUACUAUAAAGGUGGCACAAGUUUAAGAGGAGCGUCUGCCAAUUCUAACAUUUCUGAUGAAGAGGUAAAUCUACAUCAAAAACCCUUACAUAAAGGGUCUGUAAAGGAAAAGAAUGUAUCUGAGUGCCUAAAUAGGACUCCAUUUAAGUUAUCUGUAGAGUCUCCAGAAGCAUGUGCACAGAAAACAGCAUAUUUUGGACAUGCUGAGUAAUCCUAAUUCCUAAUUUUCUAAGCGUAAUUUCAAUAAU
Molecule: messenger RNA, 1115 nt
Organism: Moneuplotes crassus
Lineage: Eukaryota; Ciliophora; Spirotrichea; Euplotida; Euplotidae
Source: the annotation of a GenBank genome assembly